GACAAGUGGAGGUCGCAGAAACUGUACUGUACUCGGUACACACUGGAUGCAGUAAAAGGAUGAGGCACAUUCGCCUACAUAGCCAGUGCCGGUAUGCAAUGCAGGCAUGGCACAUGGAUGGGGAUGCUCCAAGCCAUUUUGGUGCCUGGGUAGCAAGUGCCCUCUGGCCCAUCACUUCCAUGGCAGCUCUGAUACUGCGCUUAAGGAAUGGCGUGGCAAUAUUCAAAGCCCUCACUUACACGCGGCACACAGGUACAAGGUCACAUGGGCCUCAAAUAUUAAUUGCAAGCAUUGUCAUACAGUUAUGUAACCACAUAUCUGUGGGUAUGCAUGCAUUUCUUUUGGUAGUUGCUGCUGUGAAAUGAUAUGAAUUGAGCUUUCUGCAAUUCAAUUGCAAUGGAGAUUCAGAUUGAUAGGUUGAGUGACUUGCCUGACAAUUUAUUGUGCUGCAAUAUUCUUUCUCGUCUCUCACUGAAAGAUGCCAUUCGCGCUUCUCUUCUGUCUCACAGAUGGAAAACCCUCUGGAGAAACAUUCCCCACAUCGAUUUUUCUCUGUCUUUUUUUGACUCACUCUUAAAACUUACUUGCCGCCUUGCAGAAAUGGCAGAAAUCAAGUCCUCAGUUAAGUACGUGGAAAAUGUGAUAAACAAUAUCAUUUUGCUUCACUCUACCCCUCUUGAGAGUGUGCAGUUUGAUCUUUCCUUCCAGGGGCGUCAGAAUCGGUUGGGGGAAAAAAUACUCAACAAUGUGAGCAUUGAGCAAUGCAUAAAAGGGGCAGCUGUGAAGGGAGUGAAAAGAGUUGCUCUUUGUUACAGGGGAAUGUCGGGAAGGCAAGUACCGUCUUCUCUUUUUGCAUGUCAGCUUCUAAGGGUUUUGGAAAUCGAGGGUUUUUGGAUUACAGAAAUACCCAGUGAUUUUAGGGGUUUUCUGUUUUUAAAGACUUGUUCUCUUUCGGAGAUUGGUGAUUUGACUGAUGCGAGACUGCAGCAGCUUAUAGCAGUGUGCCCAAUUCUUGAGAAGUUGGUGAUCAAGCGCUGUGCUGCUUUGUUUAAUUUGCAAAUCUGUGCACCCAAUCUCACUUACCUGAACUUAGGAACUUCGUCUAUAGAAAACUUUACAGCAGAUUGUCCCCAAUUGGUUGAGCUCAAAAUAAAGGAUUGUUUCAUGUUGUCUAAAUUUGAGCUUAAUUCCAUCCCCUUUCUGCAAGAAAUGGAGCCAUCAGAUAUUUCAGCACUUGAAGAGAUUCCGGCUAUGAAAUCCCUGAAAAAAUUAUCCCUUCGAAUAGGAUUAGAUACCCCGUUUGGAGUACUCAUCAGCACAUUUCCAGACCUCGAAGAGCUGAAAAUCACAGACAUUCUCAUCCAGGACAUGGUGGCAGGGGAUGUUGCAUCAGACACGGCCUUCCCAAAACUGAAGAAAGCAGAUGUAUUUAUUUCAUCAGACAUAUGGGGUCAGAAGGAAGUAGCUUUGUUGGAUUUCCUUCUUAGCAAUGCUCCCAAGUUAAAUUCCAUGGCUCUCUGUAACACUCCAGUUGGAACAACAUUAUUUACUGAUCCAGAGUUCAUGAGUCACUUUAUGAGUCAGGUUUAGGAUUUGGAAUACUCAUUUGUAGAAAUGAAUUUUCAUCAAGCUGAAGAAAGUAGAAAAUGUGGUAGGAAUGAGUAAAUAUUCCACCUGUUAUAAAAGUAGUAAUAGAUGAUACAGUUAAGAAACAUACGUGAAGUUUGCAGCUUCUUUUAGUACCUAGUACUAAUCUACUAGGUAUCUAAGAAGGGCACUCGUACAGUAGUGAUAAAAUUCGACUUUUUGUGGUCUAAAUUUUGAUUCAGACGUAUUUUCAAUA
Messenger RNA from Cryptomeria japonica (Japanese cedar), 1843 nucleotides. Its product is annotated as F-box/FBD/LRR-repeat protein At1g13570. Lineage: Eukaryota; Viridiplantae; Streptophyta; Pinopsida; Cupressales; Cupressaceae. Gene Ontology annotation, molecular function: protein binding. The transcript is spliced from 2 exons. Bases 397 to 1590 code for a protein of 397 amino acids. The record is from RefSeq and is a predicted model, not a curated record.